This is a messenger RNA of Effrenium voratum, 1219 nucleotides long. The record is from the annotation of a GenBank genome assembly. Lineage: Eukaryota; Dinophyceae; Suessiales; Symbiodiniaceae.
CAACAUUCGGCCGGCAAACCCAGAGGGGGCAACGCUUUUGCCAUGGCGGCCGUGAUGGAUCUGCAGCGCCAGCUGCAGGACCACAGCGAGCAACUGGCGCAGCUGUCACAGCAGCUGCAGAACAUGGAGUCCUUACUGCGCUGCCAUGAGGACCACGGGAAGGGGGCGAAGAGCCCAACCGAGGAGGAGCGCCCUCGGAGCUGCUCCACGGACCUGGAGAUGGAGCGAGCGCGCUGGGAGACCUUGGCACACAUGUUGGAGCUGGAGGAGCACGCGCGGGCGCGUGAUGUGGCAGACCUCAAGAUGCUGCUGGAGGGUCUCAGCAAUCGCACAAAGCAAGACGUCGAGCGAGCUUCCGGCUGGGAGGCCAGCGUGUCUGCCUUGCGGGCUGAGUGCAGCGGAUGGUUCUGUGAGCUGACAGGACGGCUCAGCGCGCAAGAGGCAGCGGUGCAGAAGUUCAAGAGGCCAGAUGCUGCAAAUGCCGCCAAUGUCCCUAUGUGCGCUGAGGCGCGGCUGCCUUGCUCCCGGCCCAACAGCCGGGUGCCCCCGGUCACCGCGACCCCGCAGACUGUACCAACGCCGGCAACGCCGGCGAAGAUGGCGGCGCCGGAGGUCGGGGCCGGAGCACCAGGACGGCUGACACGAAGCCACACUGCCACCAAGGAGGCCUUUGACGAGAGCCGCUCGCAGCUGGGAGGGAGCCAAUUGCGGACCACGCAGCGGAGCUUGUCACCAGCCGCCUCACCAAUCAGCAGGAACGCCUACGCACGCCUGGGCUCCUGUGGCAAGGGCCAAAGUCUCUACGCCCGCCCGGAGGAGGUCCGCACGCCGAUGCCACCUAUGCCGGCAGUAGCUGUGCCGAAGAUUUGCUGCAUGUCUCGUGAAGGCACCAAGGAGGAAGUCGUGCGACCGGAGCCCCCGCGCAUCAUGCAGGCCGCCAGGAUGGUGGCGGCUUCGCCGCCCAUGACGUGCCGAACGGUGCGGACACCGGUGAAGGGCGCACAGGAUGUGUCCGCCUAUGUGCCAACAUCAUCACCUGUGUCGCGCAUGCGCUACGUGUCUCCAGCCUUUACGCGGCCAAUGCAGGAGUCCGAACUCAUCCUGCCCCAGAGCAGCGUACGGGGUAUUUGAGGAUGAACCCGCUCCUGCGGAGGGGUGAGGCGGUGCAUGCAGCGCGCCAUGCGGCUCGCGUUGCCUUGGUCCCAAAGGUUGGGCCCAA